UUCGUCUUAUCGAAAACUUCUCUCCUUCUAGUACCAGCAAGUAAUGGCUUGGUCCAGAAAAACUUGCCUGCUCUUCAGAAUACCACCAAACCAAUUCCUGCCAGCGUAUUCUCAUACAGGUUUGCUUCUCCGACAAGCAACCAGACUCCAUACUACGUCUCAUCAGACAUAGUGUUGAGUGGAGGCAUUGCCCAGCAGACUAGAAGAAGGAUUGUGCAUAAUGAAGUUGAACGGAGACGGAAGGACAAAAUUAAUAAUUGGAUAUUAAAGCUAGCUGAUGUAGUGCCACAAUGCAGCUGGGGAAAGCAGAGUAAAAACAUUGUUCUUGAAAAGACAGUUGAGUACAUCAACCAAGUCAACACUCAGCUCAAAGAACUGUCUGAUUUACAACAGAGAGAACAAAAGCUUGGUAAGGGAGUGCCACCAUGUGUUCUUUACUAGAUAAACUGGAUUUAUGAAGAUGAUGUAUUAAUGAAAAGUAUGUUCCUUUGCACCAAAUGUCUACAUGUGUGCACUUUAAUUUCAUGACUCCUAAAGGCCUAAACACUACCCAAAGUGAUGAAAAGAAAAAAAGGGAUAGAAGAGCGCAAAAAAGAGAAAAGAGAGUGGAGGAAAAUAAAAAGACUGACAUUGCUUUGAUUGUUUAUGUUGUCUACUUUCAAUGGCAAGAAAGAAGAUACCUGUGUUAGGGUGAAGUUUUAUUGACACGCUUUUCAUAAAUUCAGUCUUUUAUACUACCACAAAUAUUAGUCCCAUGUUUAACUCCUCAACCACAUUGUGUAAAUAGCCAACUGGUCAGCCUCCAACCAGUUGGGAUUCUUA
This is a messenger RNA of Orbicella faveolata, 822 nucleotides long. RefSeq lists its product as uncharacterized. Gene Ontology annotation, molecular function: DNA-binding transcription factor activity, RNA polymerase II-specific; RNA polymerase II cis-regulatory region sequence-specific DNA binding; protein dimerization activity. Gene Ontology annotation, biological process: regulation of transcription by RNA polymerase II. The record is from RefSeq and is a predicted model, not a curated record. Lineage: Eukaryota; Metazoa; Cnidaria; Anthozoa; Scleractinia; Merulinidae.